AUGGGGGGGGGGCAAAAAGGAAGUAAAUCUGAAUUGAUCACGUACAUUUUUCUACCAUUUCAAAGCAAAUGGUUUUACGUUGGAACGGAAAAGGGAAACAUUCACGUUGUCAACAUAGAAUGUUUUACAUUGUCCGGAUAUAUUAUUAAUUGGAAUAAAGCCAUCGAAGUUUCUAGAAAAACUCAUCCCGGUUCCGUCGUUCACAUAAGCGACAACCCGCAGGAUCCGAGCAAACUUUUAAUAGGAUUCGAAUCCGGACAAAUCGUCCUGUGGGAUUUAAGGUUGAAAACCGCCGAAGCAAGAUGGAAUUCACCGGAACCGUUAAAAUCCAUUUCUUGGCAUCACGAAGGAAAACAAUUUAUAUGCAGUCACGCCGACGGUUCUUUGACAACCUGGAAUUCCAGGCAGGGAACCAAACCCGUGAGCGUGACUUUUCCACACGCAAAAGCAAACAAAGAUGGAAAAUUGGAAUCGUGUAAACCCAUACAAAAAGUUGAAUGGAAAUCUUCUAGAAACACGGGGGAAGCGUAUAUAAUAUUUUCUGGAGGUUUACCGCAUGAUAGAGCUGGAAGAACACCAAGUAUUUCUGUCGUUCACGGUAAAACGACGACGGUUUUAGAAAUGGAGCAAAACGUUAUUGAUUUUAUCACAUUGUGCGAAAAUCCAUACAGCAAUGAUUUUCAAGAUCCCUACGCGAUCAUCGUUCUCCUCAAUAACGAUUUAGUCGCCAUUGAUUUAUUGACUCCGGGAUAUCCCUGUUUUGAAAAUCCUUAUCCGAUGGACAUACAUGAAUCACCGGUCACUUGCUGUACUUAUUUAGCGGAUUGUCCGUCGGAUUUGAUACCCGCAUUUUAUUCCGUUGGAUCUCGAAUACAAAAAAAAACCGGUUUCAGCGAAAAAGAAUGGCCCAUCGGCGGCGGAGAAUGGAUACCGACAAGUUGCAGUUACAACGAAAUCAUAUUGACCGGGCACGCCGAUGGAAGCGUUAAAUUUUGGGAUGCAUCCGCUGGAACAUUACAAAUAUUAUACAAAUUAAAAUCUGCAAAAAUAUUUGAAAAACCGAGAGUUAAAAGUUCGGAUGGAAGCGGAGCACCGGAAGAAGAUCCAUUUGCCAUACAAUUAAUAUCACUAUGUCCGGAAAGUAGAAAACUUUGCAUUGCUGGAACGAGCGGACACGUUGUAGUAUUCAAAUUUAAAAAACUUGAAUCCACAUCGGAAACUCACGUAUUGGAAAUUCCGAUAAGUUACGAUUCCGCAGAAGAAGUCGAAUUUUCUCCAGAUCACGAAUAUCCGGCACGUCCACAUUUAAGCAGUGCAACAAAAGGGGAUUCGGGAGAUGGAGAUUCAAAAAAAUCAUCACAAGAAAUCGUUUUCCCGCUUAAAGUUAAAACGGGACCGCAAAAAAAACAACCUGGAUUUCAAGCUCACAUUAUUUGUUUGACGCCCUGGAUUAAUGGAGAACCUCCUGGACCCAUCACAGCUCUUACAAUUAAUUCAUCAUACGGCUUGAUGGCCUACGGUAACGAUGCCGGAUUAGUGAUUGUUGAUAUCGUUCAAAAAAUUUGUCUUAUCAGCAUGGGAACUCCCGAUUUAUACGGUAACGCGGAUCCUUAUCAGAGAGCACCGAGAAGUCCUAAACGUCCCGGUCCAGUUGAAAAUUUCCCAGAGGAUAGAUGCAGAUCUCCGACCGCCGAUCAAACUCCAAAUUCAAGUUUGCUGGUGCCUCCAGUACCCGAUGUCACGGUUAUAUCUCUCACGAGUCCGGCACUUAACGCAAUGCAAGAAUGGAAUAAAGAUUCGGAGGAAAUGGGAAAAUUUUCACACACGAGCGAUGGGGGAAAUCAUAAUACCUCAUCGUCUCAAGUGUCUUCGCCGACGGGGGAAAACGUGGAAGAAUCCGAAGAUUGUGGUGGAACCGUUACGGAAUCCUCGGUUUCGUCACACGUCGAAUCUUCGACUUCUCACGCCGAACCCGCCAUAACGAGUUUACACAGUCUCACGACAAAAGUCACAAUCGCGAGAAAAGCGAGUCAAACGUGGAAAGGUUUCAGUUUGAAAAAGCAAUUGAAUCGUGUGAAAAAAAAUUCAUUGCUUUCGAAUAAGGAAAAAAUAUGCACCCCGAGUAGUCAUUCGGGUAAUUUGUCACCGACGGAAGAAUCUUCAUCCUCAUCGGAUCAUCAUCAUCAUCAACAUCGUAAAGAGUCGGAUUCUCACGAAUUCGACGAUGUUUCGUACGUGGAAAAUAAUUAUCAUCAUUACUCGAAUAGUGAAAAAAAUGUAGACGAUAGAACUUUAGAGGAAACGUGUACUCCUGACGAUGCCAAAGGGGACGACCCCAAACUCCGAAGACUGAAUCGGCCAAUCGACUUACCACUUUUUGACAAUGACGGUCGACCAGCUCUCCCUGAGGGAUCUGCGACGGAAGCAACAGACAACAACAGGCGGCUCACAGCCUUCGUUCGGAAAUCUUCUAAUUCGUCAUUUCAGUAA
Messenger RNA from Pediculus humanus corporis (human body louse), 2490 nucleotides. Its product is annotated as tomosyn, putative. Gene Ontology annotation, cellular component: plasma membrane; SNARE complex; cytoplasm. Bases 1 to 2490 code for a protein of 829 amino acids. The record is from RefSeq and is a predicted model, not a curated record. NCBI's taxonomy places the organism in Eukaryota, Metazoa, Arthropoda, Insecta, Psocodea, Pediculidae. Gene Ontology annotation, molecular function: GTPase activator activity; myosin II binding; syntaxin binding. The transcript has 10 exons. Gene Ontology annotation, biological process: regulation of exocytosis; regulation of protein secretion.